CGCUAACCCCCCAUCUGCUAAUCGAACCCCUUUCCUCCGGCCCGAGGGGCGGGCGCCGACCUGGGCAUCCUCUUCUCGAAGAAGACAAAUCGGCACAGGCACAACCUUCCAGAGUUGACUGUGCUGAUUUCUCGGGUCGGCGCGGUGGCCCCCCACCCCCUGGCGCGCGGAGCGCGCCAGGGGCGGCGCCAGCGGCGCCCCCCAGGGCUCCAGCGCCGAUGCAAGAAAUCUGCACGGACCUCCGAAAGUGCAUGCUCACGCCGAUGUCGAUUCUUCCAGCCUCCACGCGCGCGAGCACCCGAGGGAGUUCGUCAACCGGCUCGGCCCCCUGCUCCCAGUCUGCCACCCGGGGGCGGGGGGCCAGCGCGAUCCGCGCCGCGGCACUCGCUGCUCGAUCCGCGACCCGGGCUUCGGCGGCCGCAACUUCCUGUGGCUCAUCUCCACGGGCGAGGUGUGUCGGCUGGAGGUCGGGAGCGUCGAGUGGCCGACGGAGCUGCUCGCGGCCGGCGGCGGGAGCCCCUUCUGCACCGUGGACGAGGGCAGCUUCGGGAUGCAGCUGGGGUCCGUCUACUUCUUCCCUGGGGCGGUGCCGCACGCACCCGCACAGGGGGCCCUGCGCGACCCAGCCGUGGCGGCCCUGCUGGACGCCUCGUCCGUCUGCGGGGCCUCGGCCCAGAGAGACCUCCUGUGCGACCCGCACCACGGUUUCCCCAGCGACUGGCACCUGGGCGCGCUGCUGGCCAGAGCCCCGCCCUCCGCCGAGCUCGGCGCCGCCCUGCGGGCCCUGCCGGAGCUCGACGAGCGGCUGCUGUCCCUGCUCGGCGAGGCGCCCCGGCACGAGGAGCGCGAGGGCGCGCGCAAGCGCCGGCGCAGGCUGGGCGGGCCAGAGCGACGGGCAGAGCUGCUGCCACUGGCCCGCGCAGAGGCGGCGAGGCGCCGCGCAGGCGCCGCCCAGGCCGCAGAGUGCCGAGCGGAGGCGGCGCGUCACGAGCUCCUCGCGCGGGGCGUCCUGCCAGAGCACGCCGAGCAGGCGCUGUCGCUGGCGGGCGGCAGCGCCCUCCGCGCGGAGGCCGUGCUGCGCGUGGCGCUAGAGCGCUACCGCCAGCCCGGCGACCGCGCAGCGGACGGAGGCGCAGGGCACACCGCGGCUGGCGACUUCGACAUGGCGCUCGCGAGCCGUGUGCUGUACGACAUCUCCCCGUGGCUGGGGGGACAGCCGUGCUUGGCGCUGGAGGCGCUGGGGCUCGCGGCAGGCGACACGUCGCCAGGCGCCCUUGAGCGAGCCGUCGGGGCGAUCGCUGAGAGGCAGCAGCACGCCUUCAGCAACGAUGUCGCGGCGCGCGUUGACGCCGCCAUCGAAGCCGCCGCUGGCAGCGUGCUUGCUGCCGUCAGAGCGGUCGGAGCGGCCAGCGGCCCGUGUGCUGCAGCAGUACCGCCCGCCGCUUGCGCCUCGGCUGGCAUGGUGGGCGGCCCGGCCGCCGCAGCAGCGCCAAGCGCUGCGGCCAGCACAUCGACCGACGCUGCCGGCAGCGCGCCUGUCGCAGCAGCGUCCCCCGCCUGCGCCAGCGCAUCUGCGAUCGCCACCACCAUGGGAGCUCCCGCACCCGCCGGCACCUCGGCUGCCCCCGAUGCCGCCGAUGCCACGGCCGCGCCCGCGCCCGCGGCCGCGCCCGGUAGCGCCUCGGUUGCGGCCGGUGCCCCAGUUGCCGACGGCCCUCUGGCGGCGGAGAGCGAGGUGUGGACCAUACCUCCAGGGCCACAGGCGCCGUGCAGGGAGUACUCCGCGUAG
Molecule: messenger RNA, 1789 nt
Organism: Prorocentrum cordatum
Lineage: Eukaryota; Dinophyceae; Prorocentrales; Prorocentraceae
Source: the annotation of a GenBank genome assembly